Malania oleifera is the source of this 1304-nucleotide messenger RNA. Its product is annotated as peroxisomal adenine nucleotide carrier 1-like. The record is from RefSeq and is a predicted model, not a curated record. Gene Ontology annotation, molecular function: ATP transmembrane transporter activity; ADP transmembrane transporter activity. The coding region runs from base 94 to 1053 and encodes 319 amino acids. Gene Ontology annotation, cellular component: peroxisomal membrane. The transcript is spliced from 6 exons. NCBI's taxonomy places the organism in Eukaryota, Viridiplantae, Streptophyta, Magnoliopsida, Santalales, Ximeniaceae. Gene Ontology annotation, biological process: ATP transport; ADP transport; peroxisome organization.
GAGAGAGAGAGAGAGAUCAUUUUGUAUUUUUGUGCGUCACGUUGGUUUCUUCCGCACUCCAUAACCAAGCCGUUCCGACUCGCAGUGUCGAGGAUGCCGUUUGAUCUGGAAUCGUUGUCGGAGGCAACUUCAGGGACUAUUGGAGCUCUGGUCAGCACUACCGCCUUGUAUCCUUUGGAUACCUGUAAGACCAAGUAUCAAGCUGAAGUUCGAGCUCACCAUCACCAAAAGUACAGGAACAUUUCUGAUGUUCUGUGGGAAGCAAUUUCUACUCACAAGGUCCUUUCGCUGUACCAGGGUCUGGGGACAAAGAAUGUACAAUCCUUUGUUUCACAGUUCAUUUACUUCUAUGGAUACAGCUUUUUUAAGAGGCUAUACUUGGAGAGAACUGGAAACAAAAACAUUGGAACAAAAGCAAAUUUGGUUGUUGCUGCUGCUGCGGGGGCCUGCACUGUGAUAGUGACACAACCGUUGGAUACAGCAUCUUCAAGGAUGCAGACAAGUGAAUUUGGGAAAUCCAAAGGACUAUUGAAAACCCUUUCAGAGGGCACUUGGAGAGAGGCAUUUGACGGACUUGGUGUGUCUCUUCUUCUGACAUCAAACCCUUCUAUCCAGUACACUGUAUUUGAUCAGCUGAAACAGAGACUAAUAAGGAGACAGUUGAGUAAAAAGGCUGCAGAUUCAUCCACAGAAGCUCUUUCAGCCUUUUCUGCAUUUGUACUAGGUGCAGUUUCCAAGUGCAUUGCCACCUUUGUAACAUACCCGGUUAUCAGGUGUAAGGUCAUGAUUCAAGCUGCAGAGACAGAUGAAGAUGGUGUAGAGGAAGGUCACCCAAAACCCCAGAAAACAGUGUCUGGUGCAUUCUGUGCUAUAUGGAAAAGAGAAGGUGCCCUGGGUUUCUUCAAGGGGUUACAGGUCCAGAUCCUGAAGACUGUGCUAAGCUCCGCAUUGCAUCUGAUGAUAAAGGAAAAAAUCUCAAAGACUACUUGGGUUUUAAUCCUUGCACUUCAACGAUAUCUAUUCCUCACCUCACCCAGGUUAAAGAGUGCCUGAGACAGUGACGAGGAUGAGUAUGCAUAAAGCCUGUAAACAAAGAAGCUCCACUUGACUUGUCCCCCCCACUCUGUGGAGCAGUAUGUAGCAAAAUAGGCAGAUGAAAAAAAAGUUAUGCAGCAGAAGAAAUAAAUGUCGGGCUGCAGUCGGGGGUACUUCUGUUUCACGCAGAGGAAACUCAUGUUGUUGUAAGAACGGAAAAUUACUUCUGGUUAACCUGUUCAGUAAUAAUAUGGGAGCUUAUACUCGCA